Messenger RNA from Colletotrichum acutatum, 1689 nucleotides. RefSeq lists its product as uncharacterized. The record is from RefSeq and is a predicted model, not a curated record. NCBI's taxonomy places the organism in Eukaryota, Fungi, Ascomycota, Sordariomycetes, Glomerellales, Glomerellaceae. Bases 200 to 1327 code for a protein of 375 amino acids. The transcript is spliced from 5 exons.
GGUUCCCAUGUUUCGACAACACGCAAGCACACGGGCGUGAGCAUGACAACUCCACGACGCAGGGGUCUUUCUGGAAUGUCGCUGAAUUCAUGAAAGAGAAACGACUCCGUUUCCACAAUCUAUAUCGACCCAACUGCAGAUCAUUACGGCUCACUAGUCUCUUGUUUUGCUGGGUUUUGUCUCGGCCACGGGCUUCAGCAUGAGCAACGCAACUAUACCGUCAGAGGGGGUUGGGCCAGGAGCAUCCUUGCCAAGUGAAACAAGGCAGCCGUUAGUUGUCGGUAUUAUAUCAAUGUUCAUCGCAUUGGUUGCCAUUUUUAUGGCAAUUCGGGUUUACAUCAGGGGUUACCUCUUGAGAGGAUGGGGACUCGACGACUCCAUAUUCAUGUGGUCUUCGAUGCUCGUGAUUGUACAGGGUGCCAUGGUACUAUGCAAUACAGUAUACGGUAGUCUUGGACUGCACCUCUGGAGAUCAACAUUUGAUCAAGUACAACAAAAUCCUCGUUACUUGGUUGCAACAGUCUUCAUGUACCAGUUAUCUUUCGGUUUCAUCAAAGCAACGUUUCUACUUCAGUUCCGCCGAGCAUUCGCUCUACCUCACAUAGUUUUGUUCUGCGACAUUUUCCUAGGUAUUAUGCUUUUAGCACUGGUCGGCUUGCUUAUCUUCGGCGGGAUCGUCAUGAAGAAUUUCCUGAAGCCGGGGUAUGUUCCUACGCCCGGGGACAAGGCAUACCUCAUAUUUGGUUACGUCAACGCCGCCGUACAUCUCUCGACAGAUAUCGUCAUCUUCAUACUACCGCUGGCACUUGUAGGACAGAUGCGUCUUGCGACGAUGCAAAAAGCCGGUCUCAUCUCCAGUUUUGGGGUGGGCAUUUUCACCAGUGCGAUUUCGGUGCUGAGAAUCGUUAGCCUGCCUCUCGCUACCAGCGGCAUCGAUGGGUUUUACCAAGCCGUACCGCUAGUUCUCCUAAGCAUGGCUGAGCCAACGUCUGCGGUCAUCUGCGCAUGUGUGCCGAUUAUGCGCCCCCUAUUAGCAUGCUCGGGAACUUCGAGGUAUGGCAGCCAAGGGUCGCGAAGACCUCUUUCAAGAGCAACCAAUGAAUCGGCCGGACAAAGACGUCAGACACCGAGUGCGCCUCCACAAUCGCCCACCAGCACGAUAAGCCCAUCGGUAGCGCAGGUUACAUACAGAUCCACUAUUGCGGGGAGCAUAGAUGGAGAUCCGGAAGGAUACAUUUCAAGCCAACAGGCCAGGGAAAGCAUCAACACAUUAAACCCACUGUCCAUGCAUCUAUCAUCACCCACCAAAACAGUACAGUUUCCAUGAGGAGUUGUUGCUUCUCCACCUUCACAGCAAUUGAACGCCGUGCGUUAUCACGGCGUCUAACAUCAUAUGGAAGCAUUAUCGCGUGAUUUCAUAUUCACCUUCCGAUGACGAGAGAGCGAGACAACACAUUACCGGAUGAAGACAUGGGGAUUAACACGCCAAAAGCCUUGGGAAUGAAAGCCACUCGAAUGAUCUUAUUGGCCUUGCAUAGAUUAGUCAUGGAAACAUACGCAAAUAGCAUUAUCCACUCAAGUGUGUCAUGCAGGGAAUCUUGACAAUCCUCAGAGCGGAUAGAAUGCUCGUCAGAUAUGGCGAGUCAAGGGAACCAGCUACCAACUUUUCGCGGUUCGCCUGAUGAGUCG